This is a messenger RNA of Lytechinus variegatus (green sea urchin), 1744 nucleotides long. RefSeq names its product U6 snRNA-associated Sm-like protein LSm2. The transcript is spliced from 4 exons. Lineage: Eukaryota; Metazoa; Echinodermata; Echinoidea; Temnopleuroida; Toxopneustidae. Gene Ontology annotation, molecular function: RNA binding. The coding region runs from base 82 to 468 and encodes 128 amino acids. Gene Ontology annotation, biological process: mRNA splicing, via spliceosome. The record is from RefSeq and is a predicted model, not a curated record. Gene Ontology annotation, cellular component: U6 snRNP; Lsm1-7-Pat1 complex; catalytic step 2 spliceosome.
UGAAAAGGAGUGAAAUCCUACCAUUUUGUGGAGGCAAAAAAAACUGAUGACAACACUUUCUUCAGAAUAUUUUGUUUGAGAAUGCGCAUGCGCGUAUUUCGUGGAGCAAUCGUUUCGGAGACACAUAUCCCGCGGCAAACUCAAGUUUAUUGUCUAAUAUUUCGCAUCUUAGGAAUAAAUAUGCUGUUCUAUUCUUUCUUCAAGUCUUUGGUCGGUAAAGAUGUGAUAGUGGAGCUCAAGAAUGACCUCAGUAUCGGUGGGACGCUCCAUUCUGUGGAUCAGUUUCUGAACAUCAAGCUGACAGAUAUAUCAGUGACAGACCAGGAGAGGUAUCCACAUAUGCUUUCCGUGAAGAACUGUUUCAUCCGAGGGUCGGUGGUGCGGUAUGUUCAGCUGCCGGCAGACGAGUGCGACACGCAGUUAUUACAAGAUGCUGCAAGGAAAGAAGCAACGCAGAGCAAACAGUGACCUUAGCUUGCUUCAAGCAAUAUCAGUUGAACAGACAUUGAGAUGUUGAAAGAAACCUUGGGUUAUGAUUCUGAAACUGGAAGAAGCACAUACGUUCAAUGAUUGUUGGAGGAUUGCUGGAGGAUAUUGAAGAUGUUCUUGGACGAUGGCAUCGUCAAGAUGCCUUGAGAUGGAUCAGGAUCCUGUUUUCACAUCAGCUUGUGAAUGAUAUUGAUGGAAUCACCCCAACAGGAUCGUUCUUUUUAUUUUGUAUUUGGCAUCUCCUGCAUUUUAAUCGGGCGUUGCAAAAAGAGUAAUGUUUAAAUGCAUCUCCAAAAAUCAACCGAAACUUGAUGUUUAACCAAUCAAAACACAUAUUGAAGACUUGCGCUUGAUUUUAUGUAGUUGCGGUCAAACACAACUCUUUCUGUAACACGCCCCUGCCCUUCUGAAUUUUUUGUACAUGACACAAGCCAAAUGAAGGUACAUGUACUCAUCUUGUUCUAUUUCAGUUAUUGUUUGACAUAUAACGGUUCAUUCCUGAAAUGCAAUUGAUCACUUGAGCCAUAAUACUCCCAGGGAGAGAGAGAGAAGGGGGGGGGGGCGUUAUGAGCCAUAAUGGGGGUCAUAAAAAGUUAAAAGCACUUCAUCUAUUUGCAGUCAUUUAAGGACUCUAAAUUCGGGCAGCACAGACAUCUCUUUUUUAUCAUGGACAAACCAAUUACAGUAUGAUCAAAGAAUCAAUCAUGAAUUUCUUUAAAUAAUUUGUAUAUUAAAUCCUAUAAGAGGUUUUGAUAAAGCUUUAAAAAAAUGUGAUUAUUCAUUUUCAAAUUUUAAUUUGUAUCCAACCAACAAUAAAAUCUUCUUUUAUUUUAAAACCACUUCUCAAUCAUGGAAUGAGCUUGAAAUACAUUGUACAUGUAUUAGGAUAUAACUUUCAUAUUUAGCUUUUAGCUUUGCAAUUACUAAACUUUUUCAAAGUUUUUUGUUGUUGCUGGAAUAUUUCCAUGACUAAAAUGAUUUUUAAGAAUAAUUUUUGUUAGAUGUUGGAAGGAAUUUUUAAGAAGAAAAACAUUCACAAGGAGACCACAGACAGUAAUACAUUUUAUCCUCAGAGAUGAAAUUGAAAUGUUUAGUAAUUUUACAAAGAACUAACUGAUGAAAUAGGUUUGAUAUGAGAUGAUAAACCUAUUCCAGGGGAAGUCCACUUUAACAAAUAGCUGAUUUUUUGUUUAUAAAGAGAAAAGUCAAACUGAAGAUUCAUCAAAAUCAGAUGUUAAGUAUUAAGAAAGUGGAA